AAGAUAUUUAAAAAUGUGAAAAUAUAAAUUUUUCAAUUACAUUUUUCACUACGGUUUAACUGGUGGCAGUGUGAACGUUGUAAAAUUUUUGCCAUUUGCAAUAUUACAUACGAAAAGUAUAUAGUUAUAGUGAUAAGCAAGUUGUAUUUGUCAAUAUCACCGUAUUUAUAUUUAGUAUAUGCGUACUGAAUUAAGGCAUGUCUUUAAUCAAUUGCAAAGAAGACAGUGCGAAGACCAAUAUACUAAUGGAGGAGGGUGACAGCAGUUUAGAACCUGGUGAAGUGAAAACACCUCCACAUGGCUCUGAUUCAAUGAAGCCAAAAGCGUCUGAGGAAAUAAAUACCAAAUGUGGUACACCCCAAUAUUUACCCUUCGUGAAAUCAGUUUCUAAGAAAGAUACUGACAAAUGUGCAGAGAAAGUGCGUGCUAUACUGGAACUAGACGCAAUUAAACGGAAGGAAGAACUAGAACGUAGGAAAGAACAGAAGUCGGAGUUCUUAUCACUCCAAAAUAAAAAUAAGAAAAAGGAACAAAAGAGACACAAAAGUACUAAAGAAGAAAACAAGGUUGCCGCCACUGCAGAUCAUAUUCCUGAUAGGUAUCAAGAUGAUUCUAUAAAAAAAACUAAACAAAAGAAAAACAUCCAUGAAGAUCAUAUAAAUUCUACUCGACAUAUUGUAGAGUCAUUCGAAAGUAUGCGAUCCAUUGGUAGUGCUGUUUCAAUGCCACUAUUGCCGCCAUUGGAUUUUGUCACACCUACAACUAAUGUAGCAUCCAAUUUUUCUCGUGGAUUUACAGGAAUGAGUAACACUACGAAUUAUCGCUCAUAUAAUCCAUUUAUGAGGACUUAUCGUACUGAUUUCCGGCAAAGGGGAGAUGAUUUCCACAAACACAACCGUACACGUUUCCCACGAUACCGUUCACAAUAUAAUUCAGGGGUUUUUAACGCACCAUCGGAUGAGUCUUGCCAUUCAUUACUUCAACCCACUAUACCUUAUUCACAGCUACUGUGGACCAAAACCAAACCUUCGAUAUCCUAUGCAUACAAUAUACAUGAUAGGCAUUCUUCUAAAAAUAGUAAGAAAGCAUCGGAAUUAAAUAUUUCGAAAAAGAAAAAGAACAAAAAGUCGAAAGAGCGAGAGGAAAGCAAGUCAAGUCAGUCAAGUCCAAAAAGUAGACGAAAAUCGAGUAAAAGAAAGAAAAUAAGAAAAAUUCGAGAAACAUUACAAUUACAACCGUUAAAAAAUUCUAUAUUUGCAAAUGACGAAGUUUUUUCAAUGAAAAUUGAUAAUUCAGAAAGCAUUAUUAGCGCAAGUACGGAAAAUUCAAUACGAAACGUUAGCUAUGAAAAUCCAAUUGCAGAGAGCUUAGUCCCAAGUUCUUUACAAGCAGACACAAAUAACGAAGAUACCAAUGCUUCGAGUAAAACUGUCAAUUUGUCGAAACCUCAAAUUUUGGAUAUGUUUGCAAGUUUGACUCCACCAAAGCAAGAUUCUCCGGCUAUCGACGUGAAAAGCUCUUCAAACUCAUCAUCGAAUAUUCAGAUAACAAACAAGCUUCAAGAAAUUCAAGAUCGAAUAGGCAGACUACUUGAUGAUGAUGAACUAAAACUUGAAGUCAUACAAGCAACUAAGGAAAAACUAUUAAAAAAAUCUCUUGAGCAUAUAGGAAUUGGUCAUCCUAAGAAACUUUCAACAAAAAAAUGUGAGGGCUUGAACUUGCCGAUUGGUAGCACAUCACCAAAUGGUUCAAAAGCAGAAGACAAACUACCCAGAAAACUUUCAAAGAAACGAAUUAAAGAGGAAGAAUUUAUACAUGGAUCCCUAACCGAAAAUAAAUUAAAAGGCAAAUCUUUCGAUAUCUUCGAAGAAACAAAGGUUGAUGUAGGGAAGAAUACAAAAGGUGAUCCAGAUUAUUCUCUUGAUUGCUCCGAUGGCAAAACUGUUAAUAACAUUUCUGUCAACCUAAAUUCCUCAAAUUUUAAGAAAAAACCAAUUGAAAACACACAAUUUGUUAAAAGAGAAUCUGACAAACUUACAAGUUUAGAAGAUUCUCCUUGUGUGCUUUCGAAAUUUGUAAAGUGUGUUAACAACGGCAGUCCAGAUACAGAUGAUUAUUCGGAUAAUUGGGAGAAUGAUGAUGACGAAAUGGAUUUAAACUCAGUUUUUCCAAAUAUAAAUCAGCAAACUUCUAAAAAUGUCACAAAUAUCGGAAUGGAAAGUCCAUCGUCAAGUAUUAUGGACAGUGCAGAAUCAGAUUCAAAUUCAAAAUUGCAAAGUACAACUCCGAAAAAUUCACCACCUCCUCAAUUAUGCCCUUCACCGAAAUUCAGUUACGAUUACAAAAAAAAUCAAAGGCCAAAUAUAAUUUGUCAGGAAACAAAAGAUAUGCAAUUAUUAUAUAAUCAAUUUAUGAAAAGUGUUGAAAAUGCUGAUAUUGAAAGUGAUCUGAAGUCAAGUGAAAAAGUGUCAAUCAGCAAGACUAAUAAGGAGAAAGAAAGCGAACAAUUAUCCACAUCAUCCACUUCUUAUUCGUCCUCUUCCUCUUCAUCAUCUGAUUCCUCGGUCUCAUCCUCGGGCUCGUCUAGUAGUACGAGCUCAAGUGAUUCAGCAUCGGAGGAUAGUAAUGAUACGGAUAUUAUUAAAAACAAUGAUUCAAAUACAGCAUGCAUUAAUGAAAAAACAUCCGAAAAAAUUACCAAACGUCGUUCAUCUGAUGGAGAAAAAGCGACACCGCUAACUGUCUCAAAGGAUGAUUCGAAGCCAAAUGUUGCCAGAGAUCUAAAGAAAUUAGAAAAUCUGGAAGCAAACUUAUUACGAAUACAAAUGAUGCGCGCUAAUUAUGAUUCAGCUGAUGAAAUAAGCGAUGAAUUACUGAAAAUGGAGAAACUCUUCUUACACGAGAAAAAUAUCAUUUUAAAUAAAUUUAUGGAUUCUUCAGCAAAUAAAUCAGUAAAGAUUGAAAAAGAAAGUCACAGUGAUUUAGAUAAUAACAUCCAACCGACAGUUGACUCAAUACAAUCGGCUACAUGUGCGCGGGGACAGUUCGUGCAGUCUUUGCAAAAAUUGCCAAACAAGGACGAUGUACCCGAAGUUUCAAAUAUAUUUAGCACAAAUCGAGAAGUAAUUAAAUUGACUAUAUCUCCUGUGAAGUUGCCUAAAACUUCUGCUAUAUUCGAAGUAGAUAAUGAUAUGGAAAAUUCUAAACAAGCAAUAGAUUCCCUUGAGAAAAAUAACUCUACGGUUAAACUACCAAAACCCGCAAAAGAAGUUGCAAUAGUCAAGCCUAUAAUGGAAACUAAGGAGUCAACAUCGGCUCAUCAUCAAAAACGUCGCCGAUCACCAAUAAUAUCCCACCAUACUCUCCAAUCAAGGUCUCGGUCGCGGCGAGGACGAGUGCGUUCUCUGUCUGUGAGUCCCUCUAGAAAUAGUAGUGGACGCUGCCUAUCGCCACAAAGACGCAGUGGUUUUUCAAAGCCAACACGCUACCGCAAUUUCGAGCGUCGAAGCCGGAGUCGUAGUCCCAGUUUUAGCCGGCAAAUUAGUCGGCGUUCCGGUGAUAUCAGCCCAAUUCCUAGAAAACGUCGAUCCCUUUUAAAUAUCGACGACCGAUUCCGGAAACAUUCACCCAGAAGGGAUUCUCGUUCACAUUCUCGAUCUCCAUGUUCGCCUCCUAAUCGCCAUCGUGGUGGUCGAUAUUCACGUUCGCCUUUGCCUUUCAAACCGCCGUCACCUCCCACAGACCCCAAUUUAUCUCCAACUGUUUUACGCCGUGGCAGCUUUUCUCCAGAACGACGGUCUCGUUCUAUCUCCCGUUCACCGAGUAAGAGAAUUACAUCACCGUCUGAAAAAUCGUACAAUAGUAGCAGACAUCGAUCAUUAUCACCAAAACAUCGGCUUUAUAAACAACAUCCCCCCCAACAUAGCAGCACAUCAUAUUACUUCAAUCACUCGCCGAAUAGAAUAUCUUUGGAUGCCCGUAUAAAUAUCGUGCUCAAUGGACCGUCUUCUGGUAACAAUGAAAAUAACAAUAGCAUUCAAGCAUACGAAGAUUACGGCCAUUAUGGUCAGUAUGGGCCAGCAGCUUAUAUGGCUAUACCAGGCGACUCCAAUAGCUUUUACACAAACCAGUAUGUACACAUUACAAACUCUGGAGCUAGUGGUCCUCCAACACAUGCCAUUCAACAGUCAUACCCAAACAUUAGACCUGUUGGUACAGAUGAAUCAGAGCUAUUUUCAUCAAUACAGCAGCACGUGAACGUGAAUACAUCCAACUUUUACUACAAUCGUUUUGGUACACAGCCUUUUGGAUAUAAUCAACCGUCACCAUUACUAAAGGAGCUACCCAAAGCCACAGUAGCAGUGCAAAAGGGAAAUGUACUUGAAAUUGUUCCAUGUAGUGACUUGCUAACAGGUAACGUUGCAGAAAAUACACAAGCCGACAGUGAAAAUCGAAUAAAAAAAGAUAGUUCUAAUGAAGAGGUUAUAGAAGAAAAUUCCGGUUCUAACGGGGAGAAAAACAAACGCAGUAUUUUGAAGGCAUUGGAUGGUGAAACAAAUUCAUUGCAGACCGGAUUAGUGAGUGCACCGAAGAAGAAACAAGUGAAUUUCGAAGAUGGUGUCUUUCCAAAUCACAAUAGUGACGAAGAAGACCGUAAGGUGAUAGAAGCGAAAAUACGUGUGAAGAUGCGCAGAUUAAAGAAGAAACAUGGGAUUACGCCAUCAUGUUAUAACUUGUUCGAAGAUAAAGUCCGUAAAGAAAAGCAAAAAGGAAGCUUCAAUAAAAAGGAUCAACAACCACCGCCACCACCAAAUGGUUUUCCACCUCCAAAUUUAGAGCAGCCAAUUUAUUUGCGAACUCAUACACCAACACCACUUUUAUAUUUUCACUUCGAUGGAGUUGUUCAUUCAAUGUAUGUAUCGCAAAUGGAAAGACCAAUACCUCCACGACUUCUUAAUCCGAAGUGUUUAACAUCAAGUAGUAUUGGCAUAGUUACUCAUGCUGAUUCACAAUCUCCACUUUACAUGCAGUCACCAAUUACCGCGGUAGCACCACAUUUGCAUACAAGUAAAAAGGAUACCCUUGCAACAUUCACCCGCCCGAAUAGAAAUGAAAAUCUUUCUCCAAAAGUGAUUUCUUCAACUUCAGCAUUGCAACAGACUGGAAGCCCGAAAAUAAAUCUUAAAAUUUAUUCGCCAAUCGACACAGAAAUUAGUAAUGUCACAUUGCCGAGUUCAUCGCCUAAUAGCAUAAAGGGUAACACCAUUCAUACAAUCUCAUCUGGGCCGAUAGCGAAUCAUUUAUUACCAAAGCGCCAAGAUUCUCCAAAAGACGCUAUUAGCACACGUACAAAUAUUUCAAUGGGAUUGUUACCUUUGCCCAUUACUCACCCUCCUAUGUCACAAAAUACACCAAUCACAUCACAGACCCGUAUUCCAGUUAUAGGUGUACCACCAACAGUAGUCCCUAAAGUAAUGUCGGCUACAUCAGAACCAUAUAUGCCGGGAUUUCCACAUACAAUGCUACAAAAUACACAUCCACAUCAUUCACUAAAUCAAAAUUACACUGUGCUCCCAUCUAUAGCUCAAACAAACAACCCACAUAUGGCAAUUGGGGUGCAACCAUAUUUUAAUCCCCCGAUUCAUCGAAUGACCCGGCCCGUACCAAAUUAUAUGGGUCAGCAGAAUCAACCAAGUCCCUCCUCGUCGAACUUGCCUAUCAGUCACUUGGUAGAUCCCAUAGAAACUGCUAAUUCCGACUUGGAUAAAUUUACUAGCCCACAAACGAUGGCGAUUCCAUUCAAUUUUAAAGGACCCGGGUAUUUGAUUUUGAACAAUUUGAAGGAAAUGUGCGAAAAGAAAAAGUAUUACGCUAGGCAAUAUAUUGUCGAUGAAAAUAUUUGGAACUCUUCAUCUUCUAGUGCUUCGGAAAAAGCAGCGGCAUGGCGACGACAGCUUAUUUUAUUAGAAGAUCCAGAACAUAAUUUGCCAAAAUCUGAAGUCUACGCACUGCUACAACAUCAUUACACUCGUUUGAAUUCUAACACCCUAGACGAAUAUAAGAAUCAACGUGUGGAUUCGGUAAAAUCGCGUUUGAAAAAGAAUAAUCACAUUCCUCUGUCCAUGGUUUAUAAGAAAGAUAAUUACGUAUUUGAGGAGUCAGAUUUUGAGCCUUCAUGUAGCGGUGUUUAUGAAAGUUGUAAAAAAAUGGAAGUAACUGACGAUGAUUUAAGGCGUUUGCAAGAUUCAAGUUACAGAGAAAAACCUGAAUCACUCGAUAAUGAAGACGUAUAUCCGAGAAGAAGUGCAUUAAGCUUUGGACAUCAACAAGCCCAACCUAAACUUAUUGAAAGUGUUGAGGCAACGAACAAUAAAAUUGCAAAAGAAUCCCUAAGCUGCAGAAAAGUCAACAUUAAAGGACAACAACAAGAACAGCCUAUUGGAGAAAACCAAUUUCGAACAGCUAGAGAAAUACUAUUAACUAAAACCAUUCAAAAAGCAAACACUAAUGACAGCAAAAGUCGCGACAAUGAUUUAAAGGACAUGCUAAAUCCUCCCAAAAAAGCAGAAGUACCAAUGUAUUUUAAUUAUGGCAUAACAAAAAAAGUUUUGGGCUCUCGUAGGACAAUGAAGUCAGGAUUUGUUUCAGCAAUAGUAAAGGAUAGUACAUUUACUAUGAAUUCAUCACCACAUCUUACGCAAUCACCACCAUUGAAUUCAACCCCCGAAGGCAUUGAUGAGAGACUUAAAAAUAUAGAUUCAAAAAUGGUUGAUCUAAUUAAAAAUGAAAUAAUGCACAAAUAUAAGAACAUGGAUUGGAAUGAUAUCGCUGGUUUAGAUUACGUAAAAUCGAUUAUUAAAGAAGCUGUAGUAUACCCCUUACUGCGGCCUGAUAUAUUUACUGGUUUACGUCGUCCUCCUCGUGGUAUAUUGCUUUUUGGACCUCCAGGCACGGGAAAAACGCUUAUUGGUAAAUGCAUUGCUUCUCAAUCGCAGUCAACAUUUUUUAGUAUUAGCUCCUCUGCUUUGACAUCAAAAUGGGUUGGUGAAGGAGAAAAAAUGGUAAGAGCGCUAUUUGCCGUGGCUGCUGUUUAUCAACCGUCGGUAGUAUUUAUCGAUGAAGUAGAUUCUCUUUUGUCAAAACGCUCAGAAUCUGAACAUGAUAGCUCACGUAAAUUAAAAAAUGAGUUUUUGGUGCAGUUGGAUGGCGCUUCAACAAAUGAUGAAGAUCGUGUGCUUAUUGUGGGCGCUACCAAUAGGCCACAGGAGUUAGAUGAUGCUGCACGAAGGCGCUUUGCCAGACGUUUAUACAUUCCCCUUCCCGAAAUAAGUGCUCGAAUACAAAUUCUAAAAAAUCUGUUGGGAACUGUAUGUAACGAUUUAGAUGAAAGUAAUAUACAGGAAGUUGGAAAUCAAACUAAGGGGUACUCCGGUGCAGACAUGGAUAUUCUUUGCCGUGAAGCGUCCAUGGAGCCAUUGCGUUCAAUACCACCGGACCAGAUUCCCCAUAUAGUAAAAGAUAAGGUGCGCCCAGUAAAUUUCGACGAUUUUAUGUCAGCUUUGCAAAGUGUACGCCCGAGCGUGUCAAAAGAUGACUUAGCUCAAUAUAUAGAGUGGAAUAAAGAAUACGGCGCAUUUCGACAAUUAAAAUAACAAUUCUGCCUAUCUGGUUGACUAAAAUAAUAUGUAAAU
This is a messenger RNA of Bactrocera tryoni, 7691 nucleotides long. RefSeq lists its product as uncharacterized. Gene Ontology annotation, molecular function: ATP hydrolysis activity; microtubule severing ATPase activity; ATP binding. The transcript has 12 exons. Bases 198 to 7652 code for a protein of 2484 amino acids. The record is from RefSeq and is a predicted model, not a curated record. Lineage: Eukaryota; Metazoa; Arthropoda; Insecta; Diptera; Tephritidae.